This is a messenger RNA of Brassicogethes aeneus, 2336 nucleotides long. NCBI's taxonomy places the organism in Eukaryota, Metazoa, Arthropoda, Insecta, Coleoptera, Nitidulidae. The record is from the annotation of a GenBank genome assembly.
AUUAUGAUGAUACUUUAUCGUUUUAUAAAAGCUAUCGCGGUUUAGAUUGUAUCGAGUGGUUUGCAAACGAAUUAAAGGAGGUUGCUAAAUUUGUUCAAUUAAAAUUAAAAGGUAACAUACCCAUGAAUGUCGAUAUUGAUUUAAAAAACGCUAAAAAGUGUCAUAUUUGUAAUAAAUAUUUUAUACAGGGUGAUGUAAUUGUCAGAGAUCAUAAUCAUCAAAACGGACAAUUCCGUGGGUUUGCACAUCGGGUUUGCAACCUAAAUUACAAAAAUACAUUCAUGGUACCAGUUGUAUUUCACAAUUUAACAAAAUAUGAUAGCCAUUUCUUAAUAAAAGAUCUUGCUAACUUCAGUAGAAUAUCGCUUUUACCAAUAAAUAAAGAAAAAUACAUAUCCUUUACUAUUUAUGAUAAUGAAACAAUCAUAAAAUUACGUUUUGUUGAUUCAUUUAGGUUUAUGGCCUCUAUUUUUGAUAAAUUAUCAUCUUAUUUAACUGAAUAUCCAAUUUUAAGAAAGGAAUUUAAAAACUUGUCUAAUGAUAACUUAACACUUUUACAGCGCAAGGGUGUUUUUCCUUAUGAUUUUGUAGAUUCCGAAGAAAAAUUAGAUUUUCCUUGUCUACCUGAAAAAUCAGUUUUUUACAAAAAACUUAAUGAUUGUGAUAUUUCGGAAAAUGAUUAUGCGCAUGCUCAGCAUAUCUGGCGAGAAUUCGGUUGUCAAAAUUUAGGUGAAUAUUCAGAUCUUUACUUGAAAACAGAUAGUUUACUAUUAGCUGAUGUUUUCGAACAAUUUCGCAACAGUUCCUUUAAAACAUAUAGGCUUGACCCUGCACAUUACUAUACUUUACCUGAAUAUACCUGGGAUUGUAUGUUAAAGUAUACUCAAUGCCCUUUACAAAUACUAAAAGAUGUUGAUAUGAUCUUAUUUAUUGAAAAAGCAAUUCGUGGUGGUGUUAGUCAAUGCUGUAAUCGCUAUUCAGAGGCAAACAACAAAUAUAUGACUAAUUUUAAUCCAUCAAAACCCUCCAAAUAUCUACUCUAUUUCAAUGUAAAUGCUCUUUACUCCUGGGGAAUGUCUCAAUAUUUACCAUAUGAUGGGUUUGAGUGGGUUAAAAAUCAUGAAAACUUUGAUGAUUUUAAUGUAUCAGAUAAUUCACCUGUUGGAUACUUUUUAGAAGUUGACUUGGAAUAUCCGCAGCAUUUACAUGAUCUACACAAGGACUUACCCUUUUGCCCAGAAAAUCAAAAACCACCAAAUUCAAAAUUAUCUAAACUAAUGACCACCCUAACUAACAAAUCUAAAUAUAUUAUUCACUAUCGUAAUUUAAAACAAGCUCUUUCACACGGAUUAAUAUUAACUAAAAUACAUCGUUUUUUAAAAUUUAAACAAUCACCCUGGUUAAAGCCUUAUAUAGAAUUAAAUACAAAUUUACGACAAAAUGCAAAAAAUGAUUUUGAAAAAAAUCUAUUCAAAUUUCAAAAUAAUUCAGCCUUUGUCAAGACGAUGGAAAACAUUAGAAAGCAUAGAAUUGUUAAAUUAGUUACUAGAUGGGAAGGCCGAUAUGGUGCUAAAAAUUUAAUUGCAAGUCCAAAUUUUCAAAACCGAACUAUUUUUAAUGAAAAUCUUAUUGCCGUAGAACUUAGUAAAACUAAUUUAUGUUUUAACAAACCUUUAUACAUAGGUAUGGCAAUUCUCGAUAUAUUGAAAACAUGUGUAUAUGCUUUUCACUAUGAUUUUAUUUUAUCUAAAUUCAACCACACCAAAUUAUUAUACAUGGAUACUGAUAGUUUGGUCUAUGAAUUUAACUGUAAUGAUGCAUAUGAUGAAAUUAUUCGUGAGAAUAUACAUAGAUUUGAUACGAGUGAUUAUGCAAAAAAUAAUCAGUGCAAUAUUCCUUUGAUAAAUAAAACAAUACCGGGACUGAUGAAAGAUGAAUUAAAUGGAAAGAUUAUGUCACAUUUUGUUGGUUUGCGCUCCAAAAUGUAUACUUUUAAAAUUGAGGGUGAAAAAUGUGUUAAAAAAUCGAAAGGUGUUAAAAAUACUGUUGUUAAAAAUGGAAUAACAUUUCAAGACUAUUUCGAUUAUUUAAAUACAAAAACCGAUAAAAUUAUAAGUCAAAAUUCAAUUAGGUCUAUUACCCAUAAUGUUUAUAGCAUUAAACAACAAAAAAUUGGAUUGAGCUCCUUUGAUGAUAGAAGAUAUCUUUUAGAAAACAUUACACAUGAUACACUACCUUGGGGACAUUAUAGUAUUAAUCAUAAUUAAAUAGCAAUUUUUUAAGCAUUAUAUAAUAUAUAAAUUAUUUAAUUUAUUAUAAUUCCUGUAUGUUUUGCU